AUGCCCCAGACGUGGUCGACGUUCCCCCACCGCCCCCAGUUCCCGAUCCACCCGUUCGUCCCGUGGGUCAGCGACGGGGACAUUGACGACCUCAAGGCGCGCCUGUUCACGCCGCCCAAACGCGCGCAGACAUGGGACAACGUCAAUGGGCCCGCAAGCCUGGGCGUGAGGCAUGCAUGGGUCGACGAGGCCGUCAAGCGCUGGCAGGUGUUUGACUGGCGCACCGUCGAAGCCGAGAUUGCCCAGUUCCCCGGGUUCCGCGCAUACGUCGAUUUCGAAGGCCACACGUACGCCGUGCAUUUCCUCGCGCUGUGGAGCCAAAAGCCCGACGCGGUGCCCAUCGUCAUGUCGCAUGGGUGGCCCGGGUCCGUGCUCGAGUUCACGCCGCUGCUCAAGCACCUGACGGAGACGUACGCGCCUGCGACGCUGCCGUACCACGUCCUCGUGCCCAGCCUGAUCGGGUACGGGUGGUCGUCGCCCCCGCCGCUGGACCGGCCGUUCUCGAGCCGGGACAACGCCGGGAUCUGGGACGCACUGAUGCGCGGACUGGGGUUCAGUAAGGAUAAAGGACGCGGAUACCUCGCGCAGGGCGGCGACAUUGGGUCGUUUGUCACGCGCCAGCUGAGCCAGCACGAGAGCUGUCUGGGGAUCCACCUCAACUUUUACCCGCUGCUCAAGUCCAAGAACCUCAAGAUGGCCGACCUCGACGCCGUGGACCAGCAGGCCAUGAAACGCGCGCAGACAUGGGAAGCCGUCGGCCUCGGAUACUUGGUCGAGCACGCCACCAAGCCCGGCACCAUUGGCGCCGUCCUGGAGUCGUCUCCGCUUGCGAGCCUGGCCUGGAUCGGCGAAAAGCUCAUGCACGCACGCGUGCCCGACCCCAUCGAGUUUGUGCUCAAGGAAGUGUCCCUGUACUGGUUCACCAACACGCAGGCAACCUGUUUGUGGGAGUACAGGGCUGGGUGGGGGCCAGACAAGCGCCCGCAGGACGCCAUGCCGGCGUACAUCUCCAAGCCGAUGGGCUACUCGCAGUUUGCGCUCGAGAUUUACCCCACCCCAAUCUCGAUGGUCAAGGAGCGCGCAAACGUCGUGUGGGCGAAACGCCAUGCCGAUGGCGGCCACUUUAUCGCGCUCGAGCAGCCUGUGACGCUGUGGAAGGACGUGGCGGCGUUUGCCGACCAAGUGGUCCCCGCCAAGAGCAAGCUCUAG
This is a messenger RNA of Apiotrichum porosum, 1209 nucleotides long. RefSeq lists its product as uncharacterized. Gene Ontology annotation, biological process: epoxide metabolic process. Lineage: Eukaryota; Fungi; Basidiomycota; Tremellomycetes; Trichosporonales; Trichosporonaceae. Gene Ontology annotation, molecular function: epoxide hydrolase activity. The transcript has 4 exons. The record is from RefSeq and is a predicted model, not a curated record. Bases 1 to 1209 code for a protein of 402 amino acids.